AUUGCAGCCGCCCCCUUAACUGCAGCUCUCAUCUCCAGCGGCUUCUUACCCUCCCAUCUUCUUAUUUUUAUUUUUUAUUUCCAUUGCACCCAUGAUGGUUGAUUGAUCUCUAUUUAUGUUGUCUUGAUCUAUUUCCUUCUUCUUCUUCUUCUUCUUCUUCUUCUUCAACUAUGUUUCUUAUUUAAAGAUCCAUUUUUUAUUUAAUGAGAUUCGUCAUUUCUGGUUCCAAAGAAACAAAAAUCAGAUCUCUGCCAUUCUUUAAUUUCCAGACCGGUUCAGCGGUUUUUGACGUUUUUUUGCACGCCGGUUUUUAAGCUCAUCCGGACCGGACUGGUGCCCGGUUGGACCGGACCGGUCCGGUUUUGACAAACCUUGGGGGCAACACAGUCAUUUUGAUAACAUAUUGGCAUUUACGUAACUUCUCAAGGGUAGUUAAGGAGAACAACCCCUAUAAAUACUCCGUCCCUUUGGCAUUCUUCUCUCUCCCUUGUCAGUUUCACAUUUUCGCCUAUCUCUCUCUCUUUUCUCUCCAUCUCUCUCCCAAUUCUCAUUUUUUCUUAAUUCUUCAAAAUAUUGCCAGAGUCCGGCAACACUUUCUCUCUCAUCACCCUCUCCUCCUGUAAAAUUUUCUUCACCCUAGCCACCACAUAGUUUUUUCCCACCAAAUUACAAUUUUACCCUCUAUAUUUUUUGCUGUUUACCCUUUUAGCCUCUCACUUUUUACCACAAGACUUUUCAGUUUUCACCGUGAUGAUAUAAACUUUACCGUUGGGCUAUUGUUUAUUUAUUUUGAAAUAAUAUUAUAUUAUUUUUGGCAUGGGUUGGUAGUGAUGUGGCAUGUGGAUAGAGAGCCAUGAAUACCAAAACGAUGCGUUUACCCCCUCGGCGUGUGUUGACACCUAGCACCAAAACAACAAGCAACAAGCGAAAAGAAAGAGAUGACACAAGCCUAUUUGAAAGGCCCAAGCCCAACAUACCCGGGCCCGGUUCAAAAUUACUUAAGCUGGAUAAACCGCUUUCAAAAACCGGUUCAGCGCCGAUGCCGUCCAAUCAGCUGCUAGCGGGCUACCUAGCCCACGAGUACCUAACCAAGGGGACGCUUUUGGGUCAGCAGUGGGUCCCAGGGAAGACGAAGGAGGAGGAUGACAGCGGAGAGGAAGGUGAAGCCGCGACGGAGACGCCGUGUCAGAGUACGGAGAUGAAGAAUCGGAAGGAGGAGAGAGAAAGGUACGUGGAAGUGACAGGGUUGUUAAAGGGUGGUGGGACCCACCUUCAAGGCGUUGUGAACCCCACCCAGCUUGCCCGUUUUCUACACUUGUGAUCUAACAGACAAUUGGAGGAGAUAGAAGGAGAGAGUACACGUGGAGUGAUCCCAUUGGCUCUCUCUUUCUUUGUUUUGUUUCCGUUUUAGAGAACAGAGAAAAUUGAAAUUUCUCCUUUUGUUUAAAUCUGAGACAGGAAAUCAGCUUUUUAUUUCUUUUUUUUCUUUUUUUUUUUAAUUUAUGAUGCAUGCAACUUGUAUGUAUCAUGUAUGUCAUCAUCAUCGCUCUCAUGAUGUAUCUGUUGUUGUUGUUUACAUGCAAAAUACAUGCGUUUUGUUCAACAAUUUUUAUCUAUUUUCCUUGAUUCGUUU
Medicago truncatula (barrel medic) is the source of this 1633-nucleotide messenger RNA. RefSeq lists its product as uncharacterized. The record is from RefSeq and is a predicted model, not a curated record. The transcript has a single exon. NCBI's taxonomy places the organism in Eukaryota, Viridiplantae, Streptophyta, Magnoliopsida, Fabales, Fabaceae. The coding region runs from base 854 to 1321 and encodes 155 amino acids.